Molecule: messenger RNA, 3585 nt
Organism: Anastrepha ludens (Mexican fruit fly)
Lineage: Eukaryota; Metazoa; Arthropoda; Insecta; Diptera; Tephritidae
Gene: ttv
Product: exostosin-1
Exons: 11
Coding region: 594-2981 (795 amino acids)
Cellular component (GO): membrane
Molecular function (GO): glycosyltransferase activity
Source: RefSeq, a predicted model, not a curated record
UACAUAUGUGUUUGUAGUCGUCGUUAACGUCAAAACUUCUACCAGUGGGAUGGUCGGUACGAAUAUUUCAUACUCAAAUUUUUUUAAGGGUAGCUAUUGUACUAUUGACUAAUUGUUCUGUUUAAAUAAAGUGUUAUCGACAAUAUAAAAACAAUUGGAGAUGUAGAAGUAUGAUGAGACUCAGGUUUUGCUGAAGUCAAUAAAAGCACCGCGCCUCGGGUUGGCGGCGGCAGCGUUGUGUAUAUACUGCCAUGAAAAUGCGACAAAUGCCAAAGGAUAUACUAAAUAUAGUAGACGUUUCCUGGAAAUUUAAUAUAAGGUGUGCAAUAAAUGGCGAAUUGUGUGGCGAAUAGAAUUAUUGGUAUAUCUUAAAAUAUUCCUUAUCAAAAUGAAUCAAGUGUGCGACUCGAAGAAAGUAAUAUGUACGAGUACAUCACAUAAUUUACAACCACUCCUUCUGAAAUGUAUGAUUUUAUAUGACUACAGGAAUCGUGCGUCAAUGCAUAACUAUAAGAUCAACGCAUCUUCAAUAAACGUUCAAUUGCAAUAACUUGGGUGUACAUUUCGAAUUGAAAAGAGUUAUCAGUUCUAAUAUGCAAGCAAAAAAGCGUUAUAUUCUGGUAUUUGUGUCAUGUGCAUUUCUCGCAUAUUGCUAUUUUGGUGGUUACCGUCUCAAAAACGGUAAUGCCUCUCAUCGUAAUCUUCAGGUAGUAGAUUCAAUUACUCGCGUUCGUCUCCUUGAAAAAUUACCCAGUUAUAAAACUAAAGAAAUGGAACGCAUGCUGCAGGGUAUCGAUGAAACUGACAAAUCAACUCCGCGAAGUGAGAAUAAUGACAGAUCAGCACAAGAAUCGAGAAACACGCGAUCUUGUCGGAUGGAAAGCUGUUUUGACUUCACCAAAUGCUAUGGAGAAUUUCUAGUAUAUGUUUAUCCACCAGAGCCGUUGAAUUCCUUAGGUGCGGCUCCUCCUAUAUCCGCUAAUUACCAAAAGAUUUUAUCCGCAAUUCGAGAGUCGAGAUAUUAUACAUUUCAACCGGAUCGUGCGUGCCUGUUUGUGCUAUCUAUUGACACACUUGAUCGAGAUUCUUUGUCGAAUGAUUACGUGCGAAAUGUUCCAUCGAGACUUGCACGCCUACCUUACUGGAACAAUGGCAGAAACCAUUUAAUAUUCAAUUUGUAUUCUGGAACGUGGCCCGACUACGCUGAGGAUUCUCUUGGCUUCGACCCAGGUGAAGCUAUUCUUGCAAAAGCUAGCAUGAGUGUACUUCAUAUUCGUCCUAAUUUCGAUAUAAGCAUACCGCUGUUCCAUAAACAAUUUCCACUUCGUGCGGGCGGAUCUGGCUUAGUUCAAACAAACAACUUUCCAGCAAAUAAAAAAUAUUUAUUAGCCUUUAAGGGAAAAAGAUAUGUACAUGGAAUUGGCUCUGAGACACGCAACUCAUUAUUUCAUUUGCACAAUGGACGCGACAUUAUUCUGGUCACUACGUGUCGACAUGGAAAAAGUUGGCGGGAACUUCAAGACGGCAGAUGCGAUGAAGACAAUCGCGAAUAUGACAAAUAUGACUAUGAGACUUUAUUGCAAAACUCGACGUUUUGUUUAGUGCCCCGUGGAAGACGAUUGGGAUCAUUUCGGUUUCUAGAAGCGCUACAGGCAGGUUGUAUUCCUGUUUUGCUUUCGAAUAGCUGGGUGCUACCUUUUGAGUCCAAGAUCGAUUGGAAAGAAGCUGUCGUGUGGGCCGACGAAAGAUUAUUGCUACAGGUCCCCGAAGUAGUUCGCUCUAUAUCAUUGGAACGAAUUUUGGCAUUACGACAGCAGACGCAAGUACUUUGGGAACGUUAUUUUGGAUCUAUUGAAAAAAUUGUCUUUACUACAUUUGAGAUAAUCCGCGAACGCUUACCAGAUUACCCGAUUCGCAAUACAUUUGUAUGGAACAUAUCGCCAGGUGCUCUUCUAACGCUUCCAACAUUUGCUGAUAGCUCUAGGUAUAUGCCAUUUUUAUUGGAUUCCAUGGGCGUUGAGCCCCGUCACAAUUAUACGGCUGUCAUUUAUGUACAAAUUGGUUCAGUAUUGGGCCCAAAUACUGCGUUAUACAAGUUAAUCAAAACUAUUUCAAAAAGUCAAUUCGUAGAUAGGAUUCUGGUCCUGUGGGCGGCUGAUCGUCCUAUUCCUUCAAAGAAAAGGUGGCCUACAACCUAUCACAUACCAUUCCAUAUAAUAACAUUAAGUGGCUCAACCAUUGGAAAAUCAUUUCGUUCAAUGAAAACUGAUGCUGGUGAAAAGUUCUUUAAUGGUACCAUAAUUUCCGUGGGAGCUCCAUCUAAUCAAGAUCCGAAGCAUAUUAGAGAUGAAACUUUAGAUCCCUUUGAUGAGCGUCCAAGCAUAUCACAGCGUUUUUACCCUUACCCUGAAAUACAAACAGAUGCGGUACUCUCUCUGGAUGAAGAUUCAAUACUCAAUACAGACGAAUUGGAUUUUGCUUAUACAGUUUGGCGAGACUUUCCGGAUCGUAUUGUUGGUUAUCCCGCGCGAGCCCACUUUUGGGAUGAUUCAAAGAAUGCUUGGGGCUACACAUCCAAAUGGACUAAUUACUAUUCUAUAGUUUUGACUGGAGCAGCUUUCUAUCAUCGAUAUUACAAUUACUUGUACACUAAUUGGCUGUCAUUAUUGCUUCUUAAGACUGUACAGCAAUCAUCCAAUUGUGAAGAUAUCCUAAUGAAUUUACUGGUAUCUCAUGUAACGAGAAAACCACCGAUUAAAGUGACACAGCGCAAAGGGUACAAGGAUCGUGAAACAGGGCACUCUCCUUGGAAUGAUCCGGAUCAUUUCAUACAGCGGCAAAGCUGCCUAAAUACAUUUGCAGCAGUUUUUGGUUAUAUGCCACUGAUACGUUCAAAUCUACGUCUCGAUCCGGUAUUGUAUCGAGAUCCGGUGUCUAAUCUACGUAAGAAGUACCGCCAAAUUGAGCUGGUUGGCAGCUAGCACUACAUAAGCACAAACUAUAAAACUAAGCUUAAAUAAAUUGAGUUUAUCAGCCACAAAAAUUUACAUACAUAAUUGUAUUUUAAAAUACAUAUGGAAAGCUAUAAGAGUAGUUACAGGUUUACAAAUCAAAUGUAUUUAUUGCAAUGAUAGAUGAACAGUUAAAGUUGUAGCUUGCGACUUAAUGAAUAUAAGAAUGUAAUUGUAAUUCCACCAGGUUUAAAGAAUUGCAUAUGUAUUUACAUAUGUAGAUUGUGAACGAAAAAAGUGUCACAACCAAAUAAAUUAGUAAGGAGUUAUUUGUAUGUAAAAUGCCAUUUAUGAUAAGUCACAGCCACAAUAAUUUAGAUUCUGUAAUUAUAAUUAUAAGAUGUUAUAAGUUAACAAGUGAUGAUGUUGAUGACGACAUGACACAGUGGUGAUUACUUUAGGUCGCUAUUUUUACAAUAUGAAAAACUAUAAUAAUUUAUAAAUUUUAGUUAAAUUUUUUUAAUGUAUAUAAAUAUAUAUUGACAUGUAUAUGUAUAUAUAUGUAUGUAUAUAGAAGUGUAUACAUAUAUGUAUAUGAAAGUGUAUAAAUAAAUUUGACACUAAUCACACUCGC